Molecule: messenger RNA, 2179 nt
Organism: Ictidomys tridecemlineatus (thirteen-lined ground squirrel)
Lineage: Eukaryota; Metazoa; Chordata; Mammalia; Rodentia; Sciuridae
Gene: Cers5
Product: ceramide synthase 5
Biological process (GO): ceramide biosynthetic process
Cellular component (GO): membrane
Molecular function (GO): sphingosine N-acyltransferase activity; DNA binding
Source: RefSeq, a predicted model, not a curated record
GGGGUAGAGGACAAGAAGGGGCCGGAAGGGGGUGGCCGCCGGCUGGGCCCGCCCCAGGACCGCCUCUCCGCGGGUUCCGUUGGCAGUGGCGGUAGCUAAGGCUGUGGCGGCGGUGGCCGCGGGGCAGGCGUAAGAUGGCGUCUGCGGCGGCGGGAGCCCUGGGCCUUCUGUGGGGCUGGCUGUGGAGUGAGCGCUUCUGGUUGCCUCAGAAUGUGAGCUGGGCCGAUCUGGAAGGUCCGGGAGACGGCUACGGCUACCCGCGCGCCCGACACAUCCUCUCGGUGUUCCCGCUAGCGGCGGGCCUCUUCUCCGUGAGGCUGCUCUUCGAGCGGUUUAUUGCCAAACCCUGUGCACUCCAUGUUGGCAUUGAGGACAGUGAUCUUCAUCUGGCUCAACCCAAUGCCAUCCUUGAAAAAGUGUUCAUAUCUAUUACCAAGUAUCCUGAUGAGAAAAGGCUGGAGGGCCUGUCAAAGCAACUGGACUGCGAUGUCCGAAAAAUCCAACGCUGGUUUCGCCAUCGGAGGAAUCAGGACAAACCCCCAACGCUCACUAAAUUCUGUGAAAGCAUGUGGAGAUUCACUUUUUAUUUGUGUGUAUUCUGCUAUGGAAUUAGAUUUCUCUGGUCGUCACCUUGGUUCUGGGACACCCGACAGUGCUGGCAUAGUUAUCCAUAUCAGCCUCUCACAAGAGAGCUUUACUACUAUUACAUCAUGGAAUUGGCUUUCUAUUGGUCUCUUAUGUUUUCUCAGUUUAUAGACAUCAAAAGAAAGGACUUCCUGAUCAUGUUUGUACAUCACUUGGCCACCAUCGGGCUUAUCACCUUCUCUUAUAUCAACAAUAUGGUUCGGGUAGGAACUCUGGUCCUGUGUCUACAUGAUGCCUCAGACUUCUUGCUGGAAGCUGCCAAGCUGGCCAAUUAUGCCAAGUAUCAGCGACUCUGUGACACUCUUUUUGUGAUCUUCAGUGCUGUUUUUAUGGUAACUCGUCUAGGAAUCUAUCCAUUUUGGAUUCUGAACACAACCCUCUUUGAGAGUUGGGAAAUGAUUGGGCCUUAUCCUUCCUGGUGGCUCUUCAAUGGCCUUCUCCUGAUCCUACAGGUUUUGCAUGUCAUCUGGUCCUACCUUAUUGCACGAAUUGCCUUCAAAGCCUUGAUCAGGGGAAAGGUGACCUGCCAAGGAAGGAUUAGACCCAGACUCUGUACUCUUCACUCUUUUCUCACCUCCUUCUUUUUUUCUAUGCCUGGUGGGAAUUGGACAGUUUCAUCUCUUGCAUGUUUCCAAAGAUGAUCGAAGUGAUGUGGAAAGUAGCUCAGAGGAGGAAGAUGAGACCACCUGCAAAAAAACCCUCUCUGGCAGCAGCUCCAGCAAUGGUGCCAACUGGGUGAAUGGUCACAUGGGAAGAAGUUACUGGGCUGGAGAAUAAGAUGGUUGGCAUGGGAACUUCAGUACACAUGGACUUAUAGGACCACUGGCAAUCUACUCCUCUUGGGCCUCCCUACAUCUACACUCCUAUGACUAAAGAGACUGUCAGCCAUUGAGGAGAAUCAAAGAAACGAAUAUUCACUUAAAAAAAAAACUCUUCCAUUUUGUAUUUAAUAGCCUUCAAGUCCUUUCUAGUAAUGUUAUUAUUUGCUGUUUGUGUUUGUGUGUUUGUGCAUGUGCAUUUUGCAUAUGCGUGAGUUUUCUUUCCUGGGGCACAAUCCUGCCUGGACUGGGUCCCCUUAGCCUUGCCUGGUCCCUUUUGAACUCACCUCAAUCCCAGAUUUGGCUGCAUCUUGAAUUAUGUUAUCUCUGGACUGUCUCCUCCAUUUUGGAUCAUGGUUUUUGAGAUUCCAAAUUCCUGGACCAUCUGAACCAGGUUCAGCUCCAGGUUUCUGCACUGUUCCUCUUUUGGAGCAGAAAUAUUUCAUAUGAUGAAGUUGUAUAGAAACAGAAAACAUUGGAUGGAUGCCAAGAUUGCUCUGGCCCCUAGCUAGAUCCCCUUUCUACCACCUGAUGACAGGAACAAACAACUGCUGAAUCCCUGCUCUUUACUCAAUGGUACACAGGGAGGUGGGUGGGAGAGGGUGAGCUGAGGGGCUGGAGGAGGACAACAGCCACUGGGUGUGCUGUUAACGGUUUUAUACUAUUGUUUACUUGUCUGUGAUUAAAGUGCUUCAAGUCUCCUCCUACUGUCUCAA